This is a messenger RNA of Gekko japonicus, 5868 nucleotides long. RefSeq names its product cytoplasmic linker associated protein 1 (gene CLASP1). Gene Ontology annotation, cellular component: mitotic spindle; microtubule organizing center; cytoplasmic microtubule. NCBI's taxonomy places the organism in Eukaryota, Metazoa, Chordata, Lepidosauria, Squamata, Gekkonidae. Gene Ontology annotation, molecular function: kinetochore binding; microtubule binding. Gene Ontology annotation, biological process: mitotic spindle assembly. The record is from RefSeq and is a predicted model, not a curated record. The transcript is spliced from 43 exons. The coding region runs from base 503 to 5050 and encodes 1515 amino acids.
UCUUACCAAGCCGCAGCUUUUAUCAGCAAACGCUGGGGCGGAGGGGAGCGCAUCAGCCAUGCAUUGCAGCAGGCGCAGCCGCGGGAAGAACGGCGGCGGCAAGGACUAGGCGCACCGGCUGCUCCCGCCCGCCUGGAUGCCUCUUGUAGGACGCACAGGAGCCCAGAUCCCUUCGCGCCCGCCUCCAGGAUUAGCGCCGCUGCCAGGAUGGACUGUUGAAAUAGGGAAGAAUCGCAGACCUGGUCAUCCAACCCAGCUGGCCUGCUCACUGGUUUAUUUAUCUAUUACUGGUUAUUUAAAUUGAACUUUUAAUAACCUUCCAGCUGCUCUUCAGAGACACACAUGGUGCAUUGUUGUCAUUCUCAGAAUCGUAUCUUUGAAAUCCAGGCCCUCGGUAACCUUCAUCGGAUAAAGAGGCGACCUAGAGAAUACAUCUGCGGCAGGUCGCUUGAAACCUGCUGCCCUCUAGCUUCAUUGGCUGGUGCUGUUUUUCUAGCACAUCAUGGAGCCCACAAUGGAGUAUUGCUUGGCACAGGUUCUGCAGAAAGAUGUUGGGAAGAGACUUCAGGUUGGCCAAGAACUGAUAGACUAUUUCUCGGAUAAACAAAAAUCUGCUGACCUUGAACAUGAUCAGACCAUGCUGGAUAAAAUGGUUGAUGGUCUUGCUACCUCGUGGGUCAAUUCCAGCAAUUACAAGGUUGUCCUGCUGGGUUUGGACAUCUUAUCUGCGCUGGUGUCACGACUUCAAGAAAGAUUUAAAGCCCAAAUUGGCACAGUGCUGCCCAGUUUAAUUGACAGAUUGGGAGAUGCGAAGGAUUUAGUGCGAGAACAGGAUCAGGCACUGUUGCUCAAAAUCAUGGAGCAGGCUGCUAACCCUCAGUAUGUGUGGGACAGGAUAUUGGGAGGAUUCAAGCACAAGAACUUCCGGACGAGGGAAGGGAUUUGCCUCUGCCUUAUUGCAACGCUCAAUGCAUCUGGAGCUCAGAGUUUAACACUGAGCAAGAUUGUGCCACAUAUAUGUAACUUACUUGGAGAUCCAAAUAGCCAGGUUCGUGAUGCAGCAAUAAAUAGCCUAGUAGAAAUCUACAGACACGUAGGGGAACGUGUAAGGGCCGAUCUCAGCAAAAAGGGAUUGCCACAGUCUCGGCUGAACAUAAUUUUCACAAAAUUUGAUGAGGUCCAGAAAUCAGGAACCAUGAUCCAGUGUUCAGGUGAUAAAAACUUUGAUGAUGAUGACUCUGUGGACGGGAACAGACCUUCUUCGGCCAGCUCCUCUACAUCUUCAAAGGCUCCUUCGACCUCUCGAAAAGGUGGGGUGGGAACUGCUCGCAGAUCUGGAACAGUGGCUCUGGUCUCAAAAACCCCAGUGGCUAAAGAAGGAGCUGGUGCGGUUGAUGAAGAGGAUUUCACUAAAGCUUUUGAAGAUGUCCCUACUGUUCAGAUUUAUUCCAGUCGAGACCUUGAGGAAUCCAUCAACAAAAUCAGAGAAAUCUUGUCAGAUGAUAAACAUGACUGGGAACAGAGAGUAACUGCACUGAAAAAGAUCCGUUCUCUGUUGCUGGCUGGAGCAGCUGAAUAUGAUACCUUCUUCCAACACCUGCGCUUGCUUGAUGGAGCAUUUAAAUUAUCUGCAAAAGACUUGCGGUCUCAGGUAGUGCGAGAGGCUUGUAUCACAUUGGGGCACCUGUCGUCCGUCUUGGGUAACAAGUUUGACCACGGGGCAGAAGCCAUCAUGCCAACCAUCUUUAAUCUCAUUCCCAACAGUGCCAAAGUCAUGGCCACUUCUGGCGUGGUAGCUGUCAGACUGAUUAUCCGACAUACGCACAUCCCUCGACUAAUCCCCAUCAUCACUAGUAACUGUACCUCCAAGUCUGUUGCAGUUAGAAGACGCUGUUUUGAAUUUUUAGAUUUACUUUUACAGGAAUGGCAAACACACUCCCUAGAAAGGCACACAUCAGUAUUGGCAGAAACGAUAAAGAAGGGAAUCCAUGAUGCUGACUCCGAAGCACGGAUAAAAGCCAGAAAGUGUUACUGGGGCUUCCACAACCAUUUCAGUCGAGAAGCAGAACAUUUGUAUAACUCAGUGGAAUCUUCUUACCAGAAGGCUCUACAAUCUCACUUGAAGAACUCUGAUAGCACAGUGUCCCUGCCCCAAUCAGACCGUUCCUCUUCUAGCUCCCAGGAGAGUCUCAACCGUCCACUGUCUGCCAAAAGAAGUCCAACUGGAAGUACUACAUCACGCGCCUCUACUGUGAGUGCAAAAUCAGUGUCAACCUCAGGGUCUCUGCAACGUUCCCGCAGUGACAUCGACGUGAAUGCAGCAGCCAGUGCCAAAUCUAAAGUAACAUCUUCUGGAUCAGAUGCUCCCUUUAGCUCUGCUGCAGCCCUGCCUCCGGGCUCCUAUGCAUCACUAGGUCGGAUCCGUACAAGAAGGCAAAGCUCUGGAAGCGCCACAAGCAUUACCUCAACACCUGCUGACACACGAGGCCGCAGCCGAGCUAAAGUAGUUUCACAAUCCCAGCGAUCCAGAUCAGCUAACCCUGCUGGUGCCGGCAGUAGAUCCAGUUCCCCCGGCAAACUCUUGGGAAGUGCGUACGGUGGACUGAACAGUGGAACGGUCAGGGGACCCCCAGCGCCAUCACCUUCUGACAAACGCAGCAAGGUCCCAAAAAGUCAGGGCUGCAGCCGAGAGACAAGCCCAAACAGGAUAGGUCUAGACCGGUUUGGCCUUGGACAGCCAGGCAGGUUGCCUGCCUCUGUGAGUGCAAUGCGAGUCCUCAGCACAAGCACCGAUCUCGAGGCUGCCGUCGCUGAUGCACUGCUGUUAGGAGACUCCAGGAGCAAGAAAAAGCCGGUGAGACGAAGAUAUGAGCCGUAUGGGAUGUAUUCUGAUGAUGAUGCAAACAGUGAUGCAUCAAGUGCUUGCUCAGAACGUUCCUAUGGGUCCAGAAAUGGAGGCAUCCCACACUACCUGCGACAGACGGAGGAUGUGGCCGAGGUCUUGAACCACUGUGCUAGUUCCAACUGGUCUGAAAGGAAAGAGGGGCUAAUAGGUCUACAGAACUUACUGAAGAGCCAGAGGACAUUGAGCCGGGUUGAGUUGAAGAGGCUAUGUGAAAUCUUCACACGUAUGUUUGCAGACCCUCACAGCAAGAGAGUUUUCAGCAUGUUUCUUGAAACCCUGGUAGACUUCAUCAUUAUUCACAAGGAUGAUUUGCAAGACUGGCUUUUUGUCCUCCUGACACAGUUACUGAAGAAGAUGGGAGCGGACUUGCUGGGAUCAGUACAGGCCAAAGUGCAGAAAGCUCUGGAUGUAACAAGGGAUUCCUUUCCAUUUGAUCAGCAGUUUAAUAUCCUGAUGAGGUUUAUUGUAGAUCAAACCCAAACGCCAAAUCUUAAGGUUAAAGUGGCAAUCCUCAAGUACAUUGAAUCUUUGGCCAGACAAAUGGACCGAACUGAUUUUGUGAAUUCCAGCGAGGCAAAACUUGCUGUUUCUAGGAUUAUCACUUGGACAACAGAACCAAAGAGCUCAGAUGUGAGAAAGGCAGCACAGAUAGUCCUGAUUUCUCUGUUUGAGCUGAAUACUCCUGAGUUUACCAUGUUACUUGGUGCCUUGCCAAAAACAUUCCAGGAUGGUGCUACCAGGCUACUACACAACCACCUCAAGAAUUCCAGUAACACUAGUGUGGGUUCUCCUAGCAAUACAGUGGGUCGAACUUCUUCACGGCAUCCUAGCAGCAGAACCAGCCCAUUAACUUCACCUACCAACUGUUCUCAUGGAGGACUGUCUCCAAGUCGUUUCUGGGGUUGGAGUGCAGAUGGGCUGUCGAAGCACCCCCCUCCCCUUUUUCAGCCUAACUCCAUCCCCGCUGCUCCUCCUCACAAGACUUUCAGGCGCACUUACUCUCCCAGCGUGCUGGAUUAUGAUACGGAGAAUCUAAAUUCUGAUGAGAUCUACAGCUCUCUCCGUGGAGUCACAGAGGCAAUUGAAAAGUUUAGUUUUCGUAGUCAAGAAGAUCUUAAUGAACCAAUCAAACGUGAUGGAAAAAAGGACUGUGAUAUUGUCUCUCGAGAUGGUGGGAUAGCCUCAACAGCCAUUGAUGUCCGUGGAAACAGCGAUGUAGUGGAAGGGGGAAGGAUGGCUCUGGACAACAAAACUUCUUUACUCAACACCCAGCCCCCACGUGCCUUUUCAGGACCCCGAACCCGGGAGUAUAACCCCUACCCAUACUCCGACACUAUCAGCGCCUACGACAAGAGUGCUCUUAAGGAAGCUGUGUUUGAUGAUGAUAUCGACCAGCUUCGGGAUGUGCCCAUUGAUCAUUCUGAUUUGGUGGCUGAUCUUUUGAAAGAGCUAUCCAAUCACAAUGAACGGGUGGAAGAACGGAAAGGAGCUCUUCUCGAGUUACUGAAGAUCACAAGGGAAGAUAACCUGGGAGUCUGGGAAGAACAUUUCAAGACCAUUUUGCUUUUACUACUUGAAACCCUUGGAGACAAAGAUCAUUCAAUAAGAGCCCUGGCACUGAGAGUGUUGCGAGAAAUCUUGAGGAACCAGCCUGCAAGAUUUAAGAACUAUGCUGAAUUGACCAUCAUGAAGACUUUGGAAGCACAUAAAGAUUCUCACAAAGAGGUUGUUAGAGCUGCUGAGGAAGCUGCUUCCACCCUGGCCAGCUCCAUCCACCCUGAGCAGUGCAUCAAAGUGCUGUGCCCCAUCAUUCAAACGGCUGACUACCCCAUCAAUCUGGCCGCUAGUGCCAUUCAAAACACCCUCACCUCUCUUGUAGAAAAGGUUAAGCUCCCUUCCUCCAUUCAGGUUGCAGUUGAUUGUGUACCAGGUUUUAUUCAGGGCUACGACAAUACAGAAAGCAGCGUUCGGAAAGCCAGUGUAUUUUGCCUUGUGGCGAUUUAUUCCGUUAUCGGUGAAGAACUGAAGCCUCACCUCGCACAGCUCACUGGGAGCAAGAUGAAGCUCCUCAACUUGUACAUAAAGAGGGCCCAAACUACCAACAGCAACAGCAGCUCAUCUUCAGAUGUUUCCACACACAGUUAAUGGAGAUCUUUGGACGUACUUGUAGACAUAGAAACAAUCAGCUGUGCCUCUCAGAGACCCUUCCCCCUCAUCAGCACACUCCACCUGCUGAUGGAGGCCACGCAGAUAUUUGUUGCAAUCAGUAUUUCCAGUCCUCUAAGGCUCUUCAUUGUCGGAUAUUCUCUGUAUUGAAUGUAAAGGAAGCAAGGCCUGGGUUGCAGUCUUCACACAAAACAGCAGUAGAAAGCCAUAUGUAAAUGUUGCAGCUGACCCACUAGCAUUUCUGAGUCCUGGUAGGUUUCUGUAGUUACACAGUUCUUUGACACUUGAAUCAUUGAUAACCGAAUUUGGUUUUGUGCCUGGCUGUUUACUCGUCUUCAUGAUUUGCAUUUGGUUUAAACCUUCAUUUUUGACUAGUUUCUCCAGUUCUCCCAGUUUCUGUGAUGUGUUAUAGUUUUAAAACUGGGGUUAAAAAUUGGAAUGAUCUAGCUGUUCUCCAGAGAAACCUGUACAGACGACAAGAUCAAACCAGGCUUUAAAAAAAUAAUAAUAAUAAUAAUACCAGCACUUGAUGGACCUAGGUCAGGAGUUUCAGCGAAUUUGUAAUGGUGCUGCCAUUAAGAGGCAGACACAGAUCUAGUGUAAUUAUAGCUAUUUUAAGACCUGCCUCUGUGUAAAUCAUUCAUUAUCUGCUUCCCCUCAGCAUGCAGUUCAGCAUUUUCAUUUUGGUUUUUUUGUCAUAUAACAGCAUGAUUUACUAAAGGAUAAGUUGGUAAGUUUUCACUUUGAAGGAAAACUAAUGUUAUUUUUGCCUGCAAUCAGCUGCCAUGCAUUUUUUU